AGGCUCGGGAGUGCCGGGUGCGCGCCAUCCCCCGCCGGCAGUGCGCUCCAGCAUGCGCUGGUGAUGGACGCGCUGGCCCCGAGGCUCAGGCGAUAGACGCGCCAUGCGCUCCAGAAGCGAGCGCGAGGACGCCACCGUCGCCGUGACGCCCCCCGGCCCGCCGCUGGAGACCAGCAUCUCGACCUCCACGCUGGCCUCCUUCGGCUCGCUUGGGCUCACCCUGCCCUUGGAGCGCGGCACGUUCGAGUGCAUCAUACCCCACGGCGCCCGGGCGGGGUCCACCCUGGAGGUGGAGUUCCCCGACCACGGGGGGCAGGUCCUGCU
Prorocentrum cordatum is the source of this 324-nucleotide messenger RNA. The record is from the annotation of a GenBank genome assembly. NCBI's taxonomy places the organism in Eukaryota, Dinophyceae, Prorocentrales, Prorocentraceae.